AUGACGAGCAUUUCGGACCUCCCGGAAGAUGUGCUGGUGGAGCUGCUGUCCCUGCUGCCGGCCCGGGACCUGCUCCGCGCCUGCAGGCUGGUCUGCACCCAGUGGCGCUACGUGGUGGAUCUGACCACCCUGUGGAAGCGCAAGUGCCAGCGGGACGGCUUUCACACGCAGAGUUUGGACAGGAGCAUUUCUGACUGGAAGAUCUUCUAUAUGCUCUGCAAGUUGAAGAGGAACUUGAUAAAAAAUCCCUGUGCUGAAGAGAGUUUUCAGCACUGGAAACUCGAUAAUAAUGAAGGCGAUAGAUGGAGGAUUGAGGAGCUGCCUGGGCCUCUUGGGAGAGAGAUGCCAGAUCCCAAAGUACAGAAGUAUUUUGUCACUUCAUUUGGGCUGUGCCUCAAAUCUCAACUCAUUACCCUGAAGAAUGAAGGAUACUGGAAUGAGCUGAUGGAUGAGAAACGGCCUGAAAUUGUAAUCAAGGACUGGUACGCUGCCAGAUUUGACUGUGGCUGCCGCUACGAGAUUACUGUGAGGCUGCUCUCUGAAGAUUAUAUCGUCCUUGAGGAGUUCCACCCCGAGCCCGUGGUUAUAGAGCAGUGGAGCGACGCUAUGUGGAGGGAGAUCUCUCACACCUUCCACAAUUACCCAGCUGGAGUUCGUUACAUCUGGUUUCAACACGGAGGCCAAGACACCCAGUUCUGGGCAGGCUGGUAUGGGAUCCGGGUGACAAACAGCAGCAUCACCAUUGGGCCCUGGACAUUAUUAUGAAGAGGCAGUAUAAAUGUUCUCUUUUACCUCAGGACUGUAACCGGGUGGUCUCAGGUGCCGUUAUAUUUGUACUCUUUGGGCGAAUGUCCUGGC
Messenger RNA from Tinamus guttatus (white-throated tinamou), 858 nucleotides. RefSeq names its product F-box only protein 6. Gene Ontology annotation, cellular component: cytoplasm; SCF ubiquitin ligase complex. Gene Ontology annotation, biological process: glycoprotein catabolic process; ERAD pathway; SCF-dependent proteasomal ubiquitin-dependent protein catabolic process. Gene Ontology annotation, molecular function: ubiquitin protein ligase activity; protein binding. Lineage: Eukaryota; Metazoa; Chordata; Aves; Tinamiformes; Tinamidae. The record is from RefSeq and is a predicted model, not a curated record.